This is a messenger RNA of Dovyalis caffra, 1296 nucleotides long. The record is from the annotation of a GenBank genome assembly. Lineage: Eukaryota; Viridiplantae; Streptophyta; Magnoliopsida; Malpighiales; Salicaceae.
AUGGGGAGCGAGAACGAGCCAGCGAAACUACUGCUACCGUACCUGCAAAGAGCCGAUGAGCUCCAGAAACACGAACCUCUUGUCGCUUACUACUGUCGAUUAUAUGCGAUGGAGAAAGGAUUAAAGAUUCCACAAAAUGAACGCACUAAGACCACUAAUUCUCUCCUUGUUUCUCUCAUGAAUCAGCUCGAAAAGGAUAAGAAGUCAUUGAAAUUGGGACCUGAAGACAAUCUGUAUCUUGAAGGAUUUGCCUUAAAUGUGUUUGGGAAGGCAGACAAGCAAGAUCGUGCUGGACGAGCAGAUUUGAAUACUGCAAAAACAUUUUAUGCAGCAAGCAUUUUCUUUGAGAUUAUAACUCAGUUUGGUACACUUCAGCCUGAUCUUGAGCAGAAACAGAAGUAUGCAGUUUGGAAAGCUGCAGACAUAAGGAAAGCUUUGAAAGAAGGAAGGAGGCCCAACCCAGGGCCUCCCUCUGAUGAUGAAGAUCUUUCAAUUCCAUCAAGCACGCCUAGUGAUGGAUAUGUAUGUUUCCAUGAUCCAACGGAUCUUAGGCCUAGUGAAUCUGCUGGGAGCAAUGCUCGCCCAGAACCUGAGCCAUCACCUCAGUUCCAUGAUCAAGUUAAUGACGAGCACUAUACAAGUUCUCCACUGUCCUCUCAGUUCCCUGAGGCCAACAACCACCAUUCUGCACACAUUCCACUGCCAUCCCAGUUCUAUGACUCGGCUAUCAACCAACAAUUGACCGACAUCCCUCCGCCUUCUUCUUACCCUACUGGUGGUUAUCCUUCACAUGAUUUUCAUCCAUCUCCUCCGACAAGUAGAUCAGAGAAUUCUACAUAUUCUCAACCAUACCACCAAUCCUACUCGCAAGAACCUCUACAGCAUCUGCCACAUAAUUACCAAUCUCAUGAAACUUCCUCAUACUCUUAUCCCAACUUCCAGUCUUAUCCAAGUUUCAGAGAGAGCAGUCUCCCAUCAGCACCAUCACAUUAUCCAUCAUACUAUCAAGGUUCUGAUUCUUCAUACAGCCCCCAGUCGGCCCCUCUCACAACAAGCUAUUCAUCAACUCCACAAUACCCUUCCAGCAGCAGAAAUGGUACCAACACAGAUCCUGAACCAACUUCUGCUAAGACGUACCAAUAUGACAGCAAUUACCAGCCACCACCUGCAAAAAUUGCCGAGGCACACAAGGCUGCAAGAUUUGCAGUUGGAGCCUUGGCAUUUGAUGAUGUGUCAGUUGCACUGGACUAUUUAAGGAAAUCACUAGAAUUGCUGACAAAUCCAUCAGCUGGUUAG